This is a messenger RNA of Oryza brachyantha (malo sina), 2357 nucleotides long. Its product is annotated as serine/threonine-protein kinase tricornered-like. Lineage: Eukaryota; Viridiplantae; Streptophyta; Magnoliopsida; Poales; Poaceae. The record is from RefSeq and is a predicted model, not a curated record. The coding region runs from base 238 to 1914 and encodes 558 amino acids. The transcript has 13 exons. Gene Ontology annotation, biological process: intracellular signal transduction; peptidyl-serine phosphorylation. Gene Ontology annotation, molecular function: protein serine/threonine kinase activity; ATP binding.
UCGAAGCGGAACCGAAACGGGGCGCCCCCACAUGCCCCGAAAUUUUUAUCCGUUCGAAUCGCGCGGAGCUCGUGCUUGAAGGGGGGAAGAAGCCUUGCCACCUUAACACAUCGCGGCGGCUGCGCUGCGCUGCGCUGCCUGCCACCCCACCAGAUCCGGAGAUUCCGCCGCGGCGCUGGAGCGAGCUCGUGCUGCAAUGGCAGCGCCUCGCCCCUGAUCCGGUCCGCCCCCCUCCCAAUGGACUCCGCCCGCAGCUGGCUCCAGAAGCUGCAGCCGCGGGACAAGGACAGGGGCAAGCCGGCGUCGCCCACCGCCGCCGCGAUGGCCGAGGAGGAGGCGAUCUCGAGCGCCACUACCGCCAAGGUGGCGGCCGCCAAGCAGUUCAUCGAGAACCACUACAAGGACCAGAAGAGGUUGAUAGAGCAGCGCAACGAGAGGCGUCGGAUGUUGGAGAGUGAGCUUGCAGAUGCUGAUGUAUCUGAAGAGGAGCAAAAUAAUAUUCUGAAGGACUUUGAAGAAAGGGAAAAUGAAAUCAUGCGCUCAAGGAGGCAUAAAAUGGGCGUUGAUGAUUUUGAAUUGCUGACCAUUAUUGGAAGAGGUGCAUUUGGGGAGGUGAGGCUUUGCAGAGAAAAAGCUACAUCAAAUGUCUAUGCAAUGAAAAAGCUUAAGAAGUCUGAAAUGUUACGAAGGGGCCAGGUUGAGCAUGUGCGAGCUGAAAGGAAUCUCCUUGCAGAGGUUGACAGUGCCUAUAUUGUUAAGCUUUAUUGCUCAUUUCAAGAUGAAGAGUUUUUAUACCUUGUUAUGGAAUACCUUCCUGGUGGUGACAUGAUGACUCUAUUAAUGCGCAAGGAUACACUGACAGAGGACGAAUCUAGAUUUUAUAUUGCAGAGACAAUUCUAGCAAUUGAAUCCAUACACAAGCACAAUUAUAUUCAUAGGGAUAUCAAGCCUGACAAUUUGCUGUUAGAUCGAAGUGGCCACCUGAAGCUUUCAGAUUUUGGCUUAUGCAAACCACUAGAUAGUAGUAGCUUUCCAAAUCUGAGUGAGUUUGACUAUGCAGCGGGAAAAAAUGCCAAUCUGUCAACAGAUGGUGAUAAACUAUUAAGUAACUAUGCUGCCACCAGGACACAACAGGAACAGCUAUUGCACUGGCAGAAGAAUCGGCGGACACUGGCUUAUUCAACUGUUGGUACACCUGAUUACAUUGCUCCGGAGGUACUAUUGAAGAAAGGAUAUGGAAUGGAAUGUGACUUGUGGUCACUUGGAGCCAUUAUGUAUGAGAUGCUUGUGGGUUAUCCACCAUUUUAUUCAGAAGAUCCAAUGUCAACAUGUAGGAAGAUAGUGAACUGGAGAAGUCAUCUAAAAUUCCCUGAAGAGUCCAAACUAUCACCAGAAGCUAAAGAUCUUGUUAGCAAGCUAUUAUGUAAUGCAGAUUUGAGGCUUGGAACAAAAGGAGCACAUGAGCUAAAGGCACACCCAUGGUUCAAAGGCCUUGAGUGGGAGAAGCUGUAUCAGAUGGAGGCUGCUUUUAUACCUGAGGUUAAUGAUGAAUUGGACACACAAAAUUUUGAGAAAUUUGAGGAGAUUGGUCCCAUGCAAACGUCAUCAAAGGCAGGUCCUUGGAGAAAGAUGCUUUCCUCCAAGGACACGAAUUUCCUCAAUUUUACCUACAAAAACCUUGAACUAUCAGAUGAUCCUGAACAUCCAGGAAUAGCUCAAGUAAAGAAAAAGAAUAACAAGCCAACACGACGAACCUUUAAAUCAAUAUUGCAUGAAUUUGAUGAAACUGAAGACGAACCUCAAAGCAGUUCCUUGAACUCAAUGGCAUCACAAUUGGAUGAGUUACCCGAGAGCCUUGAGCCUUCACCUCACUCUAGUAUCUCCUCAGAAGAUUCCCAGUCGCGACAUAGAUAGCAGUUAGUAAGUUGAAGUGGGUGGGGAGCAGGGUACAUAAUAGCCUUUGGGUCUAAAAGGCCACAUGGAUGGAGCACUAUCUUUGGAACCUAAUGGAUAUUCAGAAGACAAAUUUGGAUGUAGAAAAGCUCCAAAAAGAUGUGCUAUUGAAUAGCGGGUGGGGUGUCCCAAUAGCCAUUUCUUACAUUGGAGCCCUUAGCAUUUCUUUCCCAACAAUCCCGUGCUGGUUGGUAAACUACAGAUGGGUAUCCGUAUUCUUUUGUUCUGUAAAUUUGUUGGUACUGUCAUUUUGUGCAGGGUUGGGAUUCAUUCUUUUGAUGGGAACAUGUCAUGCGUAUGCUGCCAGCUUUUUAUUUGUGCAGAAAUCUGCAUAUCCACCUUGUCAUAAGCAUUUUUUGGACUGCAAAUUUCCAUGAAACAAAGAACAACUGCUAUUCCUGUCU